AUGGACCCGGCCUUUCCUGGUGUCCAGGGUCAGGCCUAGCCGCCGCCACCCGAAGCAUGGCCGCUGGUUGGCUCCGAGGAGGAGCUCUAUGACUGUCCGGAUUACUGCUACCUGCGCGACUUCCCGGCCUGCGGGGCCGGGCGCAGCAAGGGCCGGACGCGGCGCGAGCGGGACCUGCGCACCAACUGGUGGGUGCCCGGCGGCCACGAGCGCAGGAUCGCGCAGAAGCUCCUCAACGGCCAGCGCCAGCGUCGCCAGCGCCAGCUGCAGCCCCGGCCGCGCACCCGUCUCGCCUGA
Molecule: messenger RNA, 297 nt
Organism: Lipotes vexillifer (Yangtze River dolphin)
Lineage: Eukaryota; Metazoa; Chordata; Mammalia; Artiodactyla; Lipotidae
Gene: NUPR2
Product: nuclear protein 2, transcriptional regulator
Exons: 1
Biological process (GO): negative regulation of cell population proliferation; negative regulation of cell cycle; regulation of transcription by RNA polymerase II
Cellular component (GO): nucleus
Source: RefSeq, a predicted model, not a curated record